This is a messenger RNA of Gymnodraco acuticeps, 5034 nucleotides long. RefSeq names its product matrix metallopeptidase 15a (gene mmp15a). Bases 785 to 2929 code for a protein of 714 amino acids. The record is from RefSeq and is a predicted model, not a curated record. Gene Ontology annotation, cellular component: extracellular matrix. Gene Ontology annotation, biological process: collagen catabolic process; proteolysis; extracellular matrix organization. The transcript is spliced from 10 exons. NCBI's taxonomy places the organism in Eukaryota, Metazoa, Chordata, Actinopteri, Perciformes, Bathydraconidae. Gene Ontology annotation, molecular function: zinc ion binding; metalloendopeptidase activity.
CGCUGAGUCAGGUCUGCUGUGCGAAGGGAGGAGGGCUCUCGUCUCUUAAAAUCAUUACACAUCUUUUAUCAGAAACCCAGCUGUUUGAUGGCGGUCUCGAAAAUAUUGACAGAACGCGUUUCCGUUUAGAGUUAAAAGCAAUGUACGUCUACUAUGGAGAAAAACGGUGCAGGUGAAAUUUGAUAUCCUGCCUCUGGAGUCCAGAUUUUCUUUUUGUUUUCGUCGUGUGCAACAUUACGCAACAAGUUCAGAAACUCCUGAACUUCAAAAAAUACUUGUCGUGUGCUAAUCCCGUGUUUGCAGUGUAUUUGAUGAGACUUGUUGCAGCACUUCUCAUUGUGCUCCAGCUGCUGCCUGCUGGUCUGAUCAGCCAUUGUAGACGAAGGAAAAGGGGGCAAGGUCUAGUUUAGUGCCCGCCGGCUACACUGUUAGCUGAGUGCAUGAAAGGAGCUGCUGUAUGAACACUUGGAUGAGCCAUGAGGCUGCUGGCCCAGGACAAAUCGCUCAGUAUGCAACCGGGAAUGGAUUAGUAUCAUCUCGAUUCGUGUUUUUCCGAGGUUCAGUGAAUGCACUUUAUUUUACAUAGUUUGUAGCAAUUUUUUCUGGUGCUCAAACCCAAACAAUUAGCAGAUAGUGGGGCUACUUGUUGCGGAGGGUUGUGAUUUGAUGUAAGAGGAGGAGAAGAGAAGAAGUCCAGCACUUUGUCCUGCCGGAGGAAGUUGUUUGGCUGUUUUGAGUGUUUUCUGUCACCACGUCUUCAUCACCCCACAACAGCAAAAGGAAGAUGGCACCCAAACAGCCCUGGACUCAGAGCAUUAUCACUUUGUGGUCCUUACUCUGCCUGAUUCCGAGCAGCCCGGCAGCAGAUGUCCCGGAGGAAGAAGGCUUCAAUGCUGAGGCGUGGCUUCGUAAAUUUGGCUACCUGUCUCAGGCGAGCGGUCAGAUGUCCACCAUGCAGUCGGCUCAGAUUCUUUCCAAAGCCAUCGGUGACAUGCAGCGCUUCUAUGGCCUGGAGGUGACCGGAGAGAUGGACCCUGCUACUGUUGUGGCGAUGCGUCUGCCCCGCUGUGGCCUCCCAGACAGAAAGGCAGAGGAGAUUGAUGUUGGUGCUAGAAAGAAGCGCUACACUCUCACUGGAAAGCAGUGGGACAAAGACCACAUCACCUACAGUUUAUUAAAAUAUCACGCGUUGCUGGGCGAGGAGCAGACGUACAAAGCUAUCCGCAACGCCUUCGACGUGUGGAGACGGGUCACGCCGCUCACCUUUGAGGAGUUACCUGCUGAACACAACAACCACAGCAUCAACGGCAGCAAGUCAGAGCUCUCUGACAUCCUGUUGUUGUUUGCCUCUGGUUACCACGGUGAUAUGUCAUUGUUUGAUGGCGAGGGAGGGUCGUUGGCCCAUGCCUACUACCCCGGACCAGGAAUCGGUGGGGAUGUACACUUUGAUGAAGAUGAGCCUUGGACAUUGGACAAUAAAAACCCAGAAGGUAUUGACCUCUUCCUGGUUGCGGUCCAUGAGCUCGGUCACGCUUUGGGUCUGGAGCACUCUGAUAACCCCAGCGCCAUAAUGGCUCCUCUCUACCAGUGGACUCACACACAUAACUUCUCCCUACACGAGGAUGACAUCAAAGGAAUACAGUACAUAUACGGCCCCCCCCUCCCCACGGCUGCUCCACCCACCUCUCCUCCCCCCCAUGACAACAAUCCUGACGAUGACUCCCUCACCUCCUCCUCUCCACCCGAAGAUAAACCCACCUCAACUUCUCCCACCGACCCCCCGCCCAACCCGCCCGACCGCAGCCCACACCCCCCAGCCCCCCCGGAGCCGAGCCACAGCCCUACCUCUCCUCCCGUCCUCCGCACCUCCACCCCCACAGACUCUCAGCCUGACCCUGUCACCCCGUACGUCAGAAGAGAUGUCCCGCCUCCUCCGCCUCCUCCUCAGCCCCCUGCUCCUCCCCGCCCUCCCAAACUGCCCGACAACCAGCCCCCCAAUAUCUGUGACGGGGACUUUGACACGGUGACCAUGCUGAGGGGGGAGAUGUUUGUUUUUAAGGGUCGCUGGUUCUGGCGUGUGCGGAGGAACCGGGUCUUGGAUAACUACCCCAUGCCCAUAUCAGUCUUCUGGAUCGGCCUGCCUAGUGACAUUGACGCAGCUUACGAGCGCCACGAUGGAAAAUUUGUCUUCUUUAAAGAUGAACAAUACUGGGUGUUCAGGGAGGCUGACGUUGUGCCGGGAUACCCACAGCCUCUACAUCAGUACGGACAGGGAGUCCCUGCUCACAAGAUUGACACAGCAAUCUGGUGGGAGCCCAAUGGAUACACAUACUUCUUCAGUGGAGACAGAUACUGGCGAUACAAUGAGGAGACCCGCACUACAGACCGUGACUUCCCAAAGCCGAUAGAAAGAUGGGGCAAAAUCCCUCAUUCACCCAAAGGAGCCUUUCUCAGCGAUGACAGCGCUCACACCUAUUUCUACAAAGGCUCCAACUACUGGAGGUUUGACAAUCGCAAGUCAGAACCAGAGAAAGGCUACCCUCGCUCCAUCCUGAAGGAUUUCAUGGGCUGUGUGGGGGCCCCUGACCCAAAGCCCGACACGGACACCGAGCAGGAACCAAAACACAAACCAGUGGACCCUUCAGAUCGAGGCAGAGAUGAGCACAAAGAGCCGGACAGCGGCAAAGACAAAGACUCUCAGCCUGACAACACAGAGGAGGAGGAGGAGGAGGAGGACAAAGAGGUCAACGUGGUUGUGACGGAGGCCGACAAUGAAUCAAAGGUCAUGACUCUGAUCAUGGUGAUUGUUCCUCUGCUCCUCAUCCUGUGCAUCCUGGUCCUAAUUUACGGCAUCCUCAGGACUCUACAGAAGAAGGAAACUCCGAGGGCCUUGGUGCACUGCAAGCGUUCGUUGCAGAACUGGGUGUGAGGCACAGACUUUGAAGCGAUAGAGCCAGAUUUCAUCACUUCUUCUACGGCCGUUGGCGUCAGAGUUUGUACUUACGUCAGAGUGGAAAGCAGCUUUGACGCAAGUUUAAGAAAGCCACAGAUGAGUCACCGCUUUGGGCCCCAUUCAUUGUGAGAACUUCUAUUGCUCAUGUGAAAUAAUGCAAACUUGGUCAAAUCAUUGCCAGUGGACCUACAGUGUUUCUCCUGUGCCUCCCCUUGUGCCUUCUCAACAUCUGAUAAAUAACCUCUUUUUCUUAAAGGAAAAAAAUAUAUAUUCCUAUCCCAGCGUUAAAAAACAAGUGUCUGGCACCGAAUGUCAGAUGACACACUUUUUUUAAUCAAUUCUUAUUGUACAGAGAAGGGACCGAAGAUCUUUUGUAGUAUAAAUGCAGACAAAGUCGAUAAUGCACAUACAUUACACAGUAGCACACAUAUUGUACAUACACACAUGAGUGCUUGUAGCUAUACACAUACAUCAUACAUACAAUGUUGAACAAGACUUUCAUUAGCUUGACUACGGUGCCUCCACCAAUCUUUUUUCUUUGUUUAGAGCAGAUAAUUUGCACUUUUACAUUUAUUGUUGUCUUUUCUGUUUUGCUAAGAUUGCUCCACAGAUGUGUGUGUUUGUGUAGGAAUGUCAGACAGCUGUGUGUGUCCAUUUUCCACUGAGCCCUCUCUCACACACAUGCACCAACGUCACAUGAUCUCCAAAAAACCCUAACGGCACUCAUUGGUGCAUGCAUGUCCAGAUAAGCACACACACAUUGACAUAGAGACUACUUACCCAAACAAAGGCACAUAUCGUUUUUUUUGCACACAGACACCAGGGCUCCAGCCUCCCCUCCUCCCACCACAGCCACGAUAACUGUUUCGACUACACCAGUAAAACACAAUCCCCAGUGGAGACAUAUUGAUAUACGACUGGUGCCGGGCCUUGGAUGAAAUGCAAGAGGAGGAGGGAUUUAUUCACAGUUAACAAGAAGAAUUGAAAAGUGUGUUUUUUACACAUCCUCUCCAACUAGGCUUGACCUGUGAAGAGUAAAACAAUAGCAGCAGUGUCCAUCUUUUGUAUCUUCUCUUCUUCUUCAUCAUUUCAUGCUAAAACUAAAUAGAUUUAAGUGUACACAGAAGAAGCCUGCAGGCUAGAGAGGAAUGGGUCAGGGUCUGGUUUCCAUUAAGCCCACAUGCUGCUGAUUUGUAUCAGGCAUGAGGAGGGAGAGAGCGGAGUUGGGGAAAAUGCAGAAAGAAGGAGGUAUAAAAAAUAGAAGUGACGAGUAAAAGAACAUGAAAGAGAAUGAAAUGCGAGGGAAGGAAAGAUUGAAGUGUGGGGGGGGGUCUACCAGAGUUUCCUUGCCAGUUUUUCUCUGGGAAAGGAGGAGCGAGGGAAAGAGGGAGGAAGGAUCUCGGGGAGGGGCAGCGCUGGCGUUGUGCCUCCUGACCUAGGUCCUUUUCUAGUCUUCUUGUUUUUGCUCUGCUUGUUGUCCUGAGCUGGAGAGGACCCCCUCCCCCUCCAUCCUCAUCUAUCAUUCUUUCCUCUCUUAUGUUUCUUUUAAGUCUUUGUUUUUCUCUGUUUGAUUUGUUUUAUUCCUGUACCUCCAAGAUGUAUUCAUUUUCUUCUGCACUCUUCUGGAAAGUUAGCUCAAGCAUUUAAAGCUACCUAAUGCACAUAGACAACUGCAGAAAGUGAGUCGACCACUAUCUGUCUUUGUUUACCUUGCUUUUCUGUGUGUAAAGCCACUAUUUAGUCGCUAAAAUCAUUAAUCUUUUUCAUUAGGUUGUGUGCCUUUUACAGUGUGCCUAUAUUUAGUUUUUACGUUAUUUCUUUGUGCCUUUUUCAGUGACUAUUUGGGGACCUUUUUUGUACUAUACAUAGCAUGAGGGAACGUUUUUAGAAUUGUUUUUUGUUCGUUUUUUACUCUACUUAAUAUUUGUAGUUUUGUAUAUUUUUGUUUCAGGUUUUCUGUAAGAUCAGCAAUAGUUUAUUACAAUAAUGUUGAUGCAUGCGGGGCAUGUUCUGUAAGGCCUGUGCACUCCUGUGUAGAGUAUGUUAAAGAUUUCACAAUAAAACAAAGCAACACACUGUUA